Molecule: messenger RNA, 1777 nt
Organism: Pectinophora gossypiella (pink bollworm)
Lineage: Eukaryota; Metazoa; Arthropoda; Insecta; Lepidoptera; Gelechiidae
Gene: wbl
Product: protein windbeutel
Exons: 2
Coding region: 79-837 (252 amino acids)
Biological process (GO): protein secretion
Cellular component (GO): endoplasmic reticulum; endoplasmic reticulum lumen
Source: RefSeq, a predicted model, not a curated record
UCGUGUGAUAAACUUAAAAAUAAGAAUAUUCUAGUCUCGCGAGUACUGCCGCCAGUAAGAAACAUACAUAUCCUAAAAAUGCUGAGAAUUUCACUAUUUGUUUGUGUCAUUUUCUCCACUUUAUCUGUGUAUAAGGCUAGCAAGUCUGGAUUAGUGGAAUUAGAUGAGCACUCUUUCGAAAAACUUAUUAACAAAUUCGACGCUGCUCUUGUUAAGUUCGACGUUGCUUACCCGUACGGUGACAAACACGAUGCGUUUUUAGCGCUCGCGCUGGAAGCUAAAGAGGUGGACGAGUUGUUGGUGGCGGAUGUAAAUGUGAAAGAUUAUGGUGAGAAGGACAACGAAGCGUUGGCGGCGAAGUACGGUGCUUCAAAGGAGACUUUCCCUGUCGUGAAGCUGUUCCUGAAGGGUAAAAGCGAACCAGUGGCGUUCGAUGGCGAGAAGGGAUUCACGACGGAAGAACUGCGGAAAUUUGUAAGUGACAACACUGGUCUGUACCUGAGCCUACCAGGCUGCGUGCGACAGCUCGACCUGCUGGCAGCCAAGUUCGUGAAGACCGCAACAGCAGGCAGGGACAAUGUGUUCAAAGAACUUCAGGAAGCAUGCAAGCAGCUGCCUGAGAAGCAUACUGUAUCAUGUGAGGUGUACAAGAUUAUUAUGAAGAAGAUUCUAGAAAAGGGAGAUGAAUUUAUCAAGGUUGAAACUGAACGGGUCAAAAAGUUGCAGAGUGGGAAGAUAUCUGAGGAGAAGAAGAAGGAACUGGGUACUAGACUGAACAUCCUGCAGAGUUUCCAAUAUGCUCUCACUGAGCGGAGCAAAGGGAAGAAUGAGCUGUGAUUCACUAAAGAUUAUAUGUGUAAGUGACACUAUCAGGGCAGAGACGCUAAGGAAACAUCAAACAAUUAAAUAGAACCUAUAUAAUUUUUUAAUGUUUACUUAUUAUAAUAUGCAUACUUAAGUACUUCUUGACUUACCGCCUCCACCAACCCCCACUAGAGGAGAAUACCUCAUCCAGUUGUUUAAGGAGAAGCCUGUGCCCAGCAGUAGCAUGUACAGUCAUGAGCAAUAUCAUGUACCAACUUUAGAACCCUGUCGCACUAUCAUAGAUAUUUGACAUUUAAUGAGGCUUACGGUUUAAUUUGUCAGAAAAGUUAAUGUGACAUGGUUGCAAAGUUUAUACAUAUUAGUACUUGUGACUGUACACAGGAUAUUUGUGUAUGUAUGUAAGUAAAAAUGUCAUCUACAUACACCAUAAUAAAAAAGAUGGAAAGAAAUAUAAAACUUCACUUUAAAUAAAUAGAAAAUAGAAAUAGAAAAAUAUUUAUUUCAAAAAAAGAGAUUUACAAAAGUAAUCUGUUACAAAAAACUGGUUUUAUGAGGUAGUUUCAGAAAAUCUACAUAUAGACAGAUAACACAGCGGACCCUGCACUAAGCAUAAGCCUGUAUCGCAGGGGCCCGAAAAAUUUAACAUUGUUUGGUUUAAUAGGUAUAUUAUUCUUUGUUUCACUAUUUCGUAAUUGUUUAUGAUAAAAUGUAACAUCUAAGCAGCUGGAAGCAUUUUAUAUUUUUUAUUUGAUAGGAGAAAAUGUGCUAACUAAAGUCACCAAAGACUUUUUGACUCAUGACUUGUAUAAUUAUUAUUCUAUGAAAGUAUAGGGGCUUUGUUUAAUUACUACUGUUUCUACAAGAUAACAUAAAUGUCAUAUUUCUCAUUGAUACCUUGAACCUAAUAUUUCUACAUCAUCAUCUCCUAAGAAAACAACCCAGCACCAAAAUU